AGUCAUGACGUUGAUCCUCCCGAAUCUAUACAAACCCUCCUUUCAAAAACACCAACUUUCGAAUCGAAAUUCCAAUUCUUGUUUCUGCUUCUUCCCAUCGUCACAAUCCAAUCUUGACCACCCAUUGAUGAGAUUAGUCCUAGUUCGAUCCAUAUUUGUUCUCUCGUUCCCUUAGAAAAUCACCAUUCAUCGUCUUCUUUCAUCCACCGAAAACCCUUUCUUUCCCAGAUCAAGAAGUGGGGAAAGCUUGAAUCACUGCGUUGUUGCUUCUGGGCUCUCCCCUCAGAGCCACCUGGUGUUCAACAAUGGCGUCUUUGGGGGUCCGAUGCAGCGGCGGCGAGUGUUCCAUGAGCCGCUCCCAUGUUCCCUCUCGCCAGAUUGAUCAUCAGAGCCCAUGGAAACCUUGUGCUCUGACGAUCCCCAAGAGAACAGGAUCGAAAACCCAGGCGGGUGGCGCUGUUUCGGCCUUGAUGCCGAUCGGGAGACGCGGGUCGAUCCCCAGGAAGCCCAAACCGUACCAGGAGUUGGACGAGGGGACGGCGAUCGCUCACGAGAAGCUGGACGAUUGGAUGGAGGGCUCGGUGGUGGAGAUCGUCAGGAAUCUCCGGGAGGCGCCAUUGUUCGUGCACGUCUACGAUGACAGCCGCAGUGGGGGCGGGGGCGGGGGCCUGGAUGGCGAGUCGAUAAGGUUGAGGACGGAGAAGCGGGUGAGGGAGGAAGAUUGGGAUUGCGUGAAGAUGAAGUGGGAGAAGGGGGAGGUCCAAAAGCCUGAAGGUGUGAUUUACGUGGAGGAGCUUGAGGAUGGUGAGAAUGAACAAGAUAACGUGAACAAAAUUUGGGGAUUGGUGGUGCAGGGGAAGGGGGCUAAUUGCAGGCCGGCUUGCUAUUUGCUCGAGACUUGCAGGGUCGGGUCAGGUUUAGGGUCGGUCAGCACGCAUUUCUGCUUGAUGAAGGUGAAGAGUUUCCGAGAAUCCGCAAGGUCGCAGCUCAUGAAAUCCUGGUUGUAGAAGGGUCAGCGAGUGUCCCAGAUCACAAUGGGAGGAGGGGUUGCUCGAUUCAUUCGUUUCAACUGUAAGCAACAUUCAGUGCAGAUCGUCGAGGUUGAUUGGUGAUGAUUCUUAAUGAUUUGAGCUUCAAAUGUAUAGACAAUUCGUAGGGAAGAAGUAAUUAAAUUUUAGUAUGACAGUUCUUUCUUUUC
This is a messenger RNA of Rhodamnia argentea, 1198 nucleotides long. RefSeq lists its product as uncharacterized. NCBI's taxonomy places the organism in Eukaryota, Viridiplantae, Streptophyta, Magnoliopsida, Myrtales, Myrtaceae. The record is from RefSeq and is a predicted model, not a curated record. The transcript has a single exon. Bases 306 to 1007 code for a protein of 233 amino acids.